Paramuricea clavata is the source of this 1358-nucleotide messenger RNA. Lineage: Eukaryota; Metazoa; Cnidaria; Anthozoa; Malacalcyonacea; Plexauridae. The record is from the annotation of a GenBank genome assembly.
GCGACGACCAAAAUAUUCGCAAGUAUUCACAUGCCGCCAGCUAUUCCUGAAAUAUCUAACUAUACUCUAGGUGCAGAUGGAUUUACUCCUCAACAAGAUGUGGAGGAAAUAAGACAAAUAGAAAGACAGUUGAAACGACGAUUUCCCAUUGGAGCACAGGUUUGUAAUGCUCUGGAGAACUUCACCAAGGCGUUAGUUUCACUUCACUGCAUGCGUGCACAAAAAGGCUCAAUUAUCGACAUCUUUGGGAAUGAGUCCGUUUUCGUCCAUCUUCACAACUUUUGAACAUAUCUUCUCAAAAUAAAGGCAUCGUACUGCUCUGAAGCAAAUCCUGAAGCAAAUGUUCUCUGUUUAGGUUUCAGAACAAAGAAUCAUACAGGACUUUUUGAAACAGGUAUGAUCCUUCACAGGCCUUCAUCAUUUGAAGCUUUUUGUCCGUUCUUUGUCCGUAUGGGAGCCGUACUAUGUCUUUGUUAGUGGGGUCGCAUGCAGGACCUCGGCUCCUAGAUUUAUUUCUGCAGUCACAUCAUUAGGAUGAGCCCUCAGUGAUAUAGGAGAGACUCUGUUUCACUCUUCCAAACAGCGCAGGUCUACUUCUCUGUCUACUUACUUUAUUUCUUCUGUAGUACAGUAAAACUAUGCUGAAAAACUUUAAUACUGGAUUUGGUGGAUAAUCCAAGUGAUAUAAUAAUAACAUACAGUAUAUAAUUUCAUGCAAUCCUUGAUUCCUGCCAGAGGACCUGCACAAUUGGAUUAUCCACCAAACCCAUCAUCCCACAUCAACCAAGUGAAGUGUAAAUUUUUAUCCCAAAUCCUCCUCACCCACCCUCCAAACCCCUCCACUUCGCUGCAACUGACUGGAAUCAAGAUUAGAAAUUAAUUCUUCCGGCGUCUUGGUUUACUCAUUAAUUUUCCCUCCACAGAAAUAUUCAGAGAGGUCAAUUAUUACCGUACUUCAGAUCAUGUUACGACGAGGGGAAAUGGCGCAUCGCUUCCAACGAAAAGUCCUCUACAGAGUUCGUUAAGACAAUGUUAACACUACCUGAACGUGUCUUUGAAAAAAAUUACAAGUAAAUAUUACAAAAGAACUCUUAAAGUUGGGUAGUUAGUUCAUUAACCAUAUAUAGGCAUAAUCGGCUAGGGCGUCAUGUUCAUGCUUGUUGCCUCACAACAGUCAAUUUUGUAAGCAUAGAAUGAAGAAAAGGUAACCAAGACUUUGCAUUUUAUAUUAAAGUGAUUGUUGUUGGGGUUCUUUAUUAAAAUGUAUGAGUAAGUUAAAAUAUUUACAAAAAAGGGAAACCUAUACAUACUGAUCAGUUUCAAACUACAACUAAUACAACAUGCUGUUUCUGACAUUA